Messenger RNA from Erythranthe guttata (spotted monkey flower), 2388 nucleotides. Its product is annotated as coronatine-insensitive protein 1. Lineage: Eukaryota; Viridiplantae; Streptophyta; Magnoliopsida; Lamiales; Phrymaceae. Gene Ontology annotation, molecular function: protein binding. The record is from RefSeq and is a predicted model, not a curated record.
UCUAAUAAUAAAGAGGUAAAGGAGAAUAAAGAGUGAAUUAAUGCGAACGGUAUUUGUAAAAAUAGUACUGCGUUUAUCAAGUCCUCUUUGAAAAAAAAUGUGUGGAGUGGGAUUGAUAAAAAGGGUGGGGAGGCCUGUAUAGAUAUUAAAAUUGUAUGAAUUAACUGAUUCAUUGUGACGUCAUUUUCAUUUCUCUACGAAGAAAACCCCAAAACGAUUUCUUGCAAAUUCCCCAUUAAUGGAAGAAACGAAUUCGAAGAAGAAGAUCAACUGUACGGAGGGAAGCAGCAGCAGUGGUACUGGAAGCAGUAGCAGUAGCGGCCCAUACGACACCGUAUGGGAGUGCGUCAUCCCGUACGUCAACGACCCGCGCGAUCGCGCCGCCGCGUCGCAGGUGUGCAAGCGGUGGUACGCGAUCGACGCCAUAACCCGCGCGCACGUGACCAUCGCCUUCUGCUACUCCGUCACUCCUCAGAUUCUUUCACGCCGUUUCCCCCAGCUCGAGUCCCUCAAGCUCAAAGGCAAGCCACGCGCCGCCAUGUUUAACCUAAUUGACGAAAAUUGGGGCGGCUAUGUUGCGCCGUGGCUGAAUCAAGUCGCCAUCGGUUCCUUCCCGAAGAUGAAGGCGCUCCAUUUUAGGAGGAUGAUUGUGUCGGAUGCAGAUCUCGAGACGCUAGCCAACUCAAGAACUGGCAAAUCUCUUGAGGUUUUGAAGCUCGACAAGUGUUCGGGUUUCUCUACGGAUGGGCUGCUGCAUAUUGGACGCUUAUGCAGGAAUUUGAGAACACUCUAUAUGGAAGAAAGCAUGUUAGUUGAGAAAGACAAGGAGUGGCUGCAUGAGCUUGCUUCAAACAAUUCAGUUCUUGAAAAUUUGAACUUUUACAUGACUGAACUAACGCAAGUCAAACCUGGAGAUAUUGAACUUAUAGCAAGCAGAUGCAAAUCUUUGGUAUCAGUGAAGAUUAGUGAUUGUGAUAUUUCUUACCUCGUUGGAUUUUUCCGAGCUGCAUCUUCAUUGGAAGAGUUUGGCGGCGGCUCUUUCAGUUUGCCUCUCCAACAAACUAAUGAAGGUGUUUUUAGUGAUCCAUUUGAACCGUAUGCUGGUGUUGCAUUCCCACCGAAACUGUGCGGCUUGGGUCUUACUUAUAUGGGAAAAGCAGAAAUGCCCGUCAUUUAUCCUGUUGCUUCAAAGCUUAAAAAAUUGGAUCUCCUUUAUUCUCUGCUUGGCACUGAAGACCACUGCGAGUUACUUAAAAGAUGUCCAAACUUGGAAUUUCUUGAGGCAAGAAAUGUUAUUGGAGACAGAGGACUAGAAGUUCUUGCUCAGUUUUGCAAGGGAAUAAAAAGACUUAGGAUAGAGCGAGGAGCUGACGAACAAGAGAUGGAAGAUGUAGAAGGCAUGGUCACACAGAGAGGAUUGAUCGCAUUAUCCCAAAACUGUCUCGAACUGGAAUACUUAGCUGUAUACGUCUCCGAUAUUACAAACUCAGCCUUGGAAUGCAUCGGCGCAUACUCGAAAAACUUAUCAGACUUUCGGCUGGUCUUACUCGACCGAGAGGAACGGAUUACAGAUUUGCCCCUCGACAACGGAGUUCGAUCUCUCUUAAAAGGCUGCGAUAAGCUUCGGAGGUUUGCUUUGUAUCUCCGCCCAGGGGGGCUAACAGAUGUGGGGCUGAGUUACAUAGGACAGUACAGCCCAAAAAUAAGAUGGAUGCUUCUUGGUUAUGUCGGUGAGUCCGAUAAAGGUAUAAUCGAGUUCUCAAAAGGGUGCCCUAGCCUCCAAAAGCUGGAAAUGAGGGGCUGUUGUUUCAGUGAGAGAGCUUUGGCUAUGGCUGUACUAGGGUUGACUUCUCUACGGUACUUGUGGGUGCAAGGAUAUAAUGCGUGUGGAGAUGGGCGAGAUCUUUUAACCAUGGUUAGGGCUAAUUGGAAUAUUGAGUUGAUACCUGCUAGACGACAUUUUGUUCAUGAUGAUGAGAGAGGAACCCUAGCAAUUGCUGAGGAUCAUGCUCAUAUACUCGCCUACUAUUCGCUUGCCGGUGAAAGAAAUGAUUUUCCCAAUUCUGUAAGGAUGUUCGAUCCUAGUGCUUUUAGGAAUACGUAGACUUGCAAAAAAGGGAUCUUUCAAGGUAAUAAUAUUCAUUAAUAGCUUUUUGGUUUUCGUUUCUAUCCCGAGAUUUUUCAUGUACGCUCGUUGGUUUUGUGGGUUAAUAAUGUUUCUUGGGACUGAAGUGUUUCGGGGAUUUCGUAUUGAACUUAAGUACGUAAUUCGGUGGAAUUUGGUCAUUUUAUUGUAGUGAAUAUGUUUUGUAAUAACCGAAAUUAUGGGCAAAUGUAAGUGAAUUUCAUUGCUGUAUAAUUCAGUUUACGUAUGUAUUAUUUUGCUGU